AUGAUGAAGGACACCGCGGUAUGGAUGCAUUCGCAGAGCAGAGGUUUCGUUGACCUUGUAAACCACAUUCUCGUUGGAACAUCUGGAUCAUUCCCGUCAUACUUCUCACUCGCUGCAGCUGGUGCCGUAACUAUGGGUCUUGGUUACUAUCUCACGAAGAAUAACAAUGGAAGAAUCACUCCUCUGGUGGACCCUUUGAAUCAAACCGUCGAGCAGGAGGACGGUUCGCGAGUAACGGCUUAUCUCAAGGAUGGGAAGUUACAGUCAUAUGUGUACGAGGAUGUUCGCACGUUAUACGAAGGAGUUAGGCGAGGAGCACGUGUCUCCAACAAUGGUCCAAUGCUUGGUCGCCGAGUAAAACAUGCAGAUGGAACAGAACCGUAUGAGUGGUUCACUUAUAAUGAGAUCCUUGAUCGGUCCAAUGACGUUUCUAUCGCGUUCAGGGAGCUGGGCAUACCUGUCGGAAAUGAUGUACAUAUCGGGAUUUACUCUAAAAAUCGACCGGAGUGGAUCAUCACGGAGUUGGCGUCCUAUAAUUUUGGUAAUGUCAUCGUCCCCAUUUACGAGACUCUCGGAUUCGAUGCCUGCGUAUUUAUUCUCAACCAAACUGAAAUGAAGUUGGUAGUAUGUGAUGCUGUUUCAAAAGCCAUUGGUCUUAUAAAGCAGCGUGCUAAGUGUCCUCAUUUGAAGACAGUAGUUGUGAUGGAACCACUGACGGAGGAAUUACGCACGAUCGCUUCCGAGAAUGGAAUCCAUGUUCUUACGUUUGAUGAGUUAGAGAAAGUUGGACGUGAAGCCAAGAAUAGGCCAGCUCACCAACCGCCUAAGCCGGAAGACUUAGCGACAAUCUGCUACACUUCUGGUACAACCGGUACACCAAAAGGAGUUAUGUUGACACAUGCAAAUGUCGUAGCUGAUGGAGUCAGUAUGGAGUUUUUCAAAUACACAGGUUUCAAUGUCACGGAUGUGAUGAUCAGUUUUCUUCCUUUGGCCCACAUGUUGGAGCGAGUCAUUGAGAGCGUGUGCUUUGCGAAAGGUGCCAGAGUAGGCUUUUACAGGGGUGAUAUACGGCUAUUAGCAGAUGACAUCAAAGAGCUGCGUCCAACUGUUGUUCCAGUCGUUCCACGUGUUCUUAAUAGACUUUAUGAUAAGGUUAUGACGGAAGUAAACAAGUCGUACUUCAAGAAGAUGCUCUUCAAUGCAGCUAUCAAGUAUAAAACUCGCGAAAUGCACAACUUCAUAGUUCGUAACAAUGGUUUCUUCGAUAACGUCGUUUUCAAGCGAGUGCGUGAAGGAAUGGGAGGUCGUGUCCGACUGAUGGUUACGGGCUCUGCGCCUUUGUCCGAAAAUGUACUCACAUUUGUGCGUGCAGCCAUGGGAUGUGUUGUAGUUGAGGGUUAUGGUCAGACGGAAUGUGUUGCUGCAUGUACUGUAUCAAUGGAAGGUGACUCGAACGCUGGGCAUGUUGGUAUGACUAUUCCGUCAGCAUCUAUCAAGCUCGUUGAUGUACCAGAGCUAAAUUACCAUGCAAAGGAUGGAGCUGGCGAGAUAUGCGUAAAAGGACCUAUAGUGUUCCGUGGCUACUAUAAGAAUGAGGAACAAACAAGGGAAGUGCUUGAUGAGGAUGGUUGGCUGCACACAGGCGAUAUCGGUAGAUGGACAAAAGAGGGUACACUGAAGAUUGUAGAUCGCAAGAAGCACAUCUUCAAGCUGGCACAGGGUGAAUAUGUAGCCCCGGAGAAAAUUGAAAACAUCUACGUGCGAUCUCGAUUCGUUGCUCAAUCAUUCGUUUAUGGAGAAUCUUUGAAAACAUGCCUAAUUGCUAUUGUUGUUCCCGAUCCAGAGGAAUUCGUUCCAGCUUGUAAGAAAGAAUUGAAUUUGAACGGAACGCUCGAGGAGUUGUGUAACAAUAAGGAUGCCGUAAAAAUGGUGUUGGAUGACAUGAUUUCAGUUGGAAAGGAAGCCGGAUUGUUUUCAUUUGAGCAGGUGAAAGCUAUAAAGCUAUACCCUCACAUGUUUACUGUUGAAAACGAUCUCCUCACACCGACCCUGAAAAGCAAAAGGCCAAAGCUGAAGUCGCAUUUUGCGGCCGAUCUGGCAGCGAUGUACUCUACUCUCAACUGA
Messenger RNA from Haemonchus placei, 2124 nucleotides. Lineage: Eukaryota; Metazoa; Nematoda; Chromadorea; Rhabditida; Trichostrongylidae. The record is from the annotation of a GenBank genome assembly.